UAACCCUAAAACUAAAAAUAUGAAAUGAAAUGUUCACUAAAUUCUUGAUAUUUCUAGGUAUAUCAUUAACGUCUUCUUCUACAUCAAUCUUUCCCAUUUCUCCAUUUCCCAUUUUGCCCCUCACCAAGAUCUCAACAUCCUCAUCGGAAAAAAAUCAUCAAAAUUUGAAGGACCUUUUUGACAAAAUUCAGUAUUCUUCUGUACCAAUCUGAAUUUUCCGAGAAAAGUUAGGGUAUGAGAUUUUAAUUAAGGGAUAAUUAUGAGAUCAUCGUCUAUCUCGCCGGAAAAUUCAAGUAGUGCUCCGUCAACGUCACGGAAAAUUCAAAACCCUAAUUGUAAACACAGUUAUAACAAUAAUAACAACUACGAUUACACCUCAAUCCCCAAUUGCAAACGCAGUAAUGUCUUUCAGCUGUUAACAAGGAGGGAGGUAACUCCUCGAACUAAACGUGCUUCCAGAAAGUUUUGGGGUGAGAACACUAAAUGUACUCUCGACUCCGAUGGGUUAAAAAGUGAAGUGGCAAGUGAUGCUAGACGGGGACUAGUAUCAUGGGUAGAGGCUGAGUCGAUGCAACAUUUAUCAGCCAAGUAUUGCUCACUGUUGCCUCCUCCAAGGUCUACCAUUGCAGCAGCAUUCAGUCCUGAUGGGCGGACACUUGCUUCUACGCAUGGCGAUCACACGGUGAAAAUAAUUGACUGCCAAACUGGGAAAUGCUUAAAGGUUUUGAGUGGACACCGCAGGACACCUUGGGUGGUUCGUUUCCAUCCAUUGUACCCUGAAAUACUUGCAAGUGGAAGUUUGGACCACGAAGUUCGGUUAUGGGAUGCAAAAACUGCCGAGUGUAUAGGAUCACGUGAUUUUUAUCGUCCCAUCGCAUCCAUUGCAUUCCAUGCCCAGGGAGAAGUUCUGGCUGUUGCUUCUGGCCACAAGCUUUACAUAUGGCAGUACAACAGAAGAGGAGAGGCUUCUUCACCAGCAAUUAUACUGAAGACGCGGCGGUCUCUUCGUGCUGUACAUUUCCACCCGCAUGCUGCCCCGUUUCUUUUAACAGCUGAGGUCAAUGAUCUGGACUCAUCCGAUUCCUCAAUGACACGUGCGACUUCUCCGGGUAACUUGCGGUAUACUCCUCCUACUGUGUAUUUGACUGAUGCUCAUUCCACUUAUCAAUCUGCUUCAGCAAAUGAACUGCCUAUCAUGUCUCUACCAUUCCUGAUCUGGCCAUCAAUUGCUAGAGGUGAUCCUAGAACGCCCGUGCAGCAGAGUGAUACAGAUGUGGGAUCUGACAGUAUACAACACAGAGCAGACACUUCGUCAUCUGUCCGCCUUCUUACAUAUUCAACUCCUUCCGGCCAGUAUGAACUUUUAUUGUCACCUAUUGAGCAAAGUGCAUCUCCUGCACAAGAAGCUUAUACUGGUUCUUCUCUCAGGGAAAACGAGACAGGUACCCAACCUUUGGUUGAUCCCAUGGAGACUGACGGGCAGCCAGAAGAGAGAAACAAUCAGUUUUUCCCUUUUAGUGACCCGGCAUAUUGGGAAUUGCCUUUUUUGCAAGGAUGGCUGAUUGGCCAAAGCCAAGCUCAACAAGCAACUCGUUCAGAGCUUAGUGGUGCUACCACCAAUCCCUCAACUUAUGGCGAACUGGAAAAUCCUUCUACUGUUCCCUCGGUAAUUUCAAGCAAUAGUCAUCCAAGAUCCGGUAGGUCUGGUUCUCGGCACCGUUCUUCACGAUCUCGAGCGAUCCCUGUUGCUAGAGCUGGUGAUGGUGCUGCUCCCCUUAAUGUUGUGCAUGAUGAGAGUGAUUCCCAAAUAUCUAUUGGUCGCAUCCAGUCAGAGAUAGCUACAUCGUUGGCUGCAGCAGCAGCUGCUGAAUUACCUUGCACUGUGAAACUCAGAAUAUGGCCUCAUGAUAUUAAGGAUCCAUGUGCACCCCUUGAUGCUGAAAGAUGUCGGUUAAUAAUACCUCAUGCUGUACUUUGCAGUGAAAUGGGAGCCCAUUUUUCACCAUGUGGGAGAUUUUUAGCAGCUUGUGUUGCAUGUAUUCUGCCAAACGUGGACUCUGACCCUGGUUUUCAUGGUCAUCUUCAUCAUGAUACUAUGGCAGCUGCGACUUCUCCGACCAGACAUCCAAUUGCUGCCCAUCAGGUUAUGUAUGAGCUACGGAUAUAUUCCCUGGAGGAGGCAACGUUCGGUUCCGUGCUUGCAGCUAGGGCAAUUAGAGCUGCUCAUUGUUUAACUUCAAUUCAGUUUUCUCCAACUUCAGAGCAUCUGUUACUUGCUUAUGGGCGUCGCCACAGUUCACUACUGAAAAGUGUUGUGAUUGACGGAGAGACAACUAUACCCAUUUACACGAUUCUUGAGGUCUAUAGAGUUUCUGAUAUGGAUCUUGUGAGAGUUCUUCCCAGUGCGGAGGAUGAGGUCAAUGUUGCUUGUUUCCAUCCUUCAGUUGGUGGUGGCCUUGUCUAUGGAACCAAGGAAGGGAAAUUAAGGAUUCUCCAAUAUGACAAUUCAAAUAGCUUGGGCCGCACAAUAUCCAGUUCUCCUGUUGAAAACAUGCUCGAGGUCCCGACAUAUGCUUUGGAAGGCUAGUAGCUUUUGAUGAUACGAAAAGGUGCAAAGAUGAGUGCUUUUGCUGGUGACAAUGAAACCUUGACAUCUUAAUGCAGCACAGCAGAAUAUGAAAGAGGUUUAUACUUGAGCUUGUCUAACCUGGCCGCUACAGAUUAAAUGGCACUAUCAGGGACCGAAAGUUCACAGAGCGUCUCGCCUGAACUACUACCCAUGUGUCUGCAGUAACGCUCUGGACUUCUCUGUCUGAUGGAAGUAAGUGCUGGCGGGGAAUUGAGGGACUGUUUCUAAAAUUUCCCGGCAGAUGACUUCAAAUGUACUAUAGUAGUUGGAUUUUAUUGAAUUUUCUUUCAGAAGAAAAAAGAAAGAAAAAGGUCGUCACACACAUUGAGCUUUUCUCCGGGUCAUCUUUUUACUCUUGAAGUACAGUAGUGAUUUCUAUGAUUUUUUUUCUACAUGUUGUAAAAGAAAUUUGCUCUUUUUUCUUCUUUUUUCUUUUGGCUAUGAAAUUGAGACGUUGUCCUGGUGUUUAAAUGAACGCUUUAUAAAAUGGUCACUUUCAGUCGCC
Lycium barbarum (goji berry) is the source of this 3134-nucleotide messenger RNA. RefSeq lists its product as uncharacterized. Gene Ontology annotation, molecular function: protein binding. Bases 260 to 2587 code for a protein of 775 amino acids. NCBI's taxonomy places the organism in Eukaryota, Viridiplantae, Streptophyta, Magnoliopsida, Solanales, Solanaceae. The record is from RefSeq and is a predicted model, not a curated record. Gene Ontology annotation, biological process: autophagy. The transcript has 16 exons. Gene Ontology annotation, cellular component: intracellular membrane-bounded organelle.